Messenger RNA from Brenthis ino (lesser marbled fritillary), 1083 nucleotides. The record is from the annotation of a GenBank genome assembly. NCBI's taxonomy places the organism in Eukaryota, Metazoa, Arthropoda, Insecta, Lepidoptera, Nymphalidae.
AUGACAGUCGCCAAAGCUGAAGGGAUCGAACGAAGAAAUGAGGGCAACGAAAGACGCGCUGCGUUUAGAAAAAAUAUUAAAAUUAUUAUGACAACUUGUACUGCAUACCCGUUUAAGUAUAGAAAAGGAACUUAUUUGUGUUUCUUCUGUAGAAAUACAUUUCUCGAACCGGAAAAAUUAAGAGAGCACACACAAAAUGAACAUACAGAUCUUUUUUUUAAGUUCAAGAAAUAUGAGCCGCUAAAGAUGGAUUUUGCCACCGCCAAAUGUAAACUUUGCGGGAAAGCGAUCAAUAAUUACUCUACACUAAAGACGCAUUUACGAGAACAUGGGAAAGUAUUGGACAACAAAUAUGGAGAUUCAAUAUUGCCGUACAAAUUGAGUAAGGACGAACAUUGUUGUCAGGUUUGUGGGAAAAGAUAUGAAAUGUUCUUAAGUCUCCACAAGCAUAUGAACGAUCAUUACGAGCAUUUUAUUUGUGAAACUUGUGGUAAAGGCUUCGCAACGACGCAAAGGAUGCUAAAUCAUUCAAGGACCCAUGAAAGGAGAGAUUUCCCAUGCAAGCACUGUGGAGAGACUCUAACUUCUUACGCGGCGUUGUACGCUCAUAUAGCAAAAGUACAUCGGCUAAACAAAAGAUACAAAUGCCCCAUUUGCGAUGAAAAAUUCGCAUCCUAUAAAUAUAGGAUGAAACAUUUGAAUACAGUUCAUGGGGAAAAGACAGCCUUAUUUCCAUGUCCAUCUUGCCAGAAAGUGUUCGAUCUGUGUAGUCGCAGAACUGCCCAUAUACGGUCACAUCAUUUGCAAGAACGUAACCACGCCUGUACAGUUUGUGGCAUGAAAUUCUUUAGUAAUUAUGAACUUCAAGAGCAUAGUGUUAAACAUGUAGGCGCGAGGAUAUACCAGUGUGACGUAUGCAAGAAGUCAUAUGCCAGAUUAAAAACUUUACGCGAGCAUAUGAGAAUUCAUAAUAAUGAUAGGCGAUUUGUUUGUCCGGUUUGCGGGCAGUCGUUCAUUCAGAAAUGUAGUUUGAAACAACAUGUGAGAGUACACCAUCCUAUGCAAGUGAAAUCUGAUAUUUUA